GGAAGAAUCCGAGAGACUAUUCUUUUAACCAUUCCUUCAUUGAGGAGAGCGGCAGCUGAGCGCACUGUAAACCACACUCUGUUUACCGUGAAGUGGGUUGGUUCUCACGUCGCCAGUGAUAUAAACACAAUGGACUGAGGAUGGAGUUAGUUCUGCAUGGAUCAUUCCGCUUCCAAACCCAAGCGCACUCAAAUCCUGAUCUAUAAACUGGAAGUGACUGGGAAUAAUUUUUGCGCUCGCUGAAGCACACUCCAGCUCGUUGCAAAAGAAAAUGAGCAACAUCUACGAGUCGGCUGCAAACACGCUAGGACUCUUUAACAGCCCCUGUCUGACCAAAGUUGAGUUGCGGGUGGCAUGCAAGGGGAUUUCCGACCGAGAUGCUCUUUCCAAACCAGACCCCUGCGUGAUCCUUAAGAUGCAGUCUCACGGCCAGUGGCUCGAGGUUGACAGAACAGAGAUAAUCAGAAGCUCUAUAAGUCCAAUCUUCUCCAAAGUGUUUACUGUGGAUUUUUACUUUGAAGAAGUUCAGCGACUGCGAUUUGAAGUUUAUGAUAUCAGCAGUAACCACAACGGCCUGAAAGAUGCCGACUUCCUGGGUGGAAUGGAAUGUACCCUUGGCCAAAUUGUGUCCCAGAGAAAACUUUCAAAAUCAUUGCUUAAACAUGGAAACACGGCAGGGAAAUCUUCAAUAACGGUCAUUGCGGAAGAGUUAUCUGGAAAUGACGACUAUGUUGAGCUUUCAUUUAGUGCAAGGAAAUUGGAUGACAAGGAUUUUUUCAGCAAGUCUGAUCCCUUUCUGGAAAUAUUCAGAAUAAAUGACGAUGCCACUCAGCAGCUUGUACACAGAACUGAGACUGUUAUGAACAACCUUAAUCCGCUUUGGAAAACCUUCAAAGUAUCUUUGAACUCCCUGUGCAGUGGAGAUCAUGACCGUAAACUAAAGUGUAUUGUCUGGGACUGGGAUUCGAACGGGAAGCACGACUUCAUAGGAGAAUAUCACACCACCUUCAAGGAAAUGCGAGGGGCCAUGGAUGGCAGACAGAUGCAGUGGGAGUGUAUAAAUCCCAAAUACAAAGUGAAGAAGAAGAAUUACAAGAAUUCAGGAAUUGUGAUUCUGAAUCAGUGCAAGAUCCACAAGAUGCAUUCAUUCCUAGAUUACAUUAUGGGUGGAUGCCAGAUCCAAUUUACAGUAGCAAUUGAUUUUACAGCGUCGAAUGGAGAUCCACGAAACAGCUGUUCUUUGCACUACAUCCAUCCCUAUCAGCCUAAUGAAUAUCUGAAAGCUUUGGUUGCUGUUGGGGAGAUAUGUCAAGACUAUGAUAGUGACAAAAUGUUUCCUGCAUUUGGUUUUGGAGCAAGAAUACCACCUGACUUUAAGGUGUCUCAUGAUUUUGCUGUGAACUUUAAUGAAGACAACCCAGAAUGUGCUGGUAUACAAGGGGUUGUUGAAGCUUAUCAGAACUGCCUUCCGAAAAUUCAGCUCUAUGGGCCAACAAACAUUGCCCCGAUUAUUAUGAAAGUGGCCAACUCCGCGUCCGAAGAGAUGCACACAAAGGAAGCCAUGCAAUACUUCAUCCUGCUGAUCCUGACGGACGGAGUGAUCACAGACAUGGCCGACACCAGAGAGGCGAUUGUCCAUGCCUCCCAUCUCCCCAUGUCUGUCAUCAUCGUGGGCAUCGGCAACGCGGACUUCAGCGACAUGCAGAUGCUGGACGGGGACGAUGGCAUCCUCAGGUCUCCCAAGGGUGAACCGGUUCUUCGGGAUAUUGUGCAGUUUGUGCCGUUUAGGAAUUUCAAGCAUGCUUCCCCUGCAGCACUGGCAAAAAGCGUUCUGGCAGAAGUUCCCAACCAAGUGGUAGACUAUUACAACGGCAAGGGAAUCAAGCCCAAGGGUCUGUCAGAUUUCGAGUCUUCCAGGACAUUCGGCCCCUAAAGUCUUUGCACAUGUUUACAUAGUUCUUGGAAAAAAAAUAGCACGUUUUGGUGAUUUUUAUCUAAAAGAUUUUUUUGCAUGAUUAGCCCAGAGGCUUGCAUCUGUUUCACAGUUGUAUUGUUGAGGACAUUUUUAUGAAGAUAAACUGACUCCUUUACGUAUAAGCAUGUCGCCUUGAAAAUAACUGAAGAAAAAAAAAACAAGUUGUCUGUAUUGGUUUUUCUACAGGUUUGUUGAGAUUUUGCUAAAUUUCGUAAUAUUCUUACACUGUAAAGCAUUUUGGAUCAAGGAAAAGUUGAUAGCUAACUGUAUUAGUUUCAUCUGCUCCCAACCAACAGUUUUUUUCUUUUCUGAUUAAGCGGAUGUGUGCACUGUAUUUUGCAUGUUAAUAAUAAAAAGACAGGUUUUU
Molecule: messenger RNA, 2342 nt
Organism: Lepisosteus oculatus (spotted gar)
Lineage: Eukaryota; Metazoa; Chordata; Actinopteri; Semionotiformes; Lepisosteidae
Gene: cpne4a
Product: copine IVa
Biological process (GO): cellular response to calcium ion
Cellular component (GO): plasma membrane
Molecular function (GO): calcium-dependent phospholipid binding
Source: RefSeq, a predicted model, not a curated record